UAUUGCUAAGGCUCAAAAUAUAAGUAGUGCCCCUCGUAAAUUAAUACAAAAAUUAACGAUUUAUUACGGAUUGGCAAUCAGAAGACAUCCAGAUUGAUGAUUGCACAAUGCUGUGUGGGCUAUAUUUUAUCACAAGAUUUCGUCAAAUGAAAAUUCACAGUAUAUGUACUGCCCAGUGGGAUCAGAUAGAUGGUGUAAAUGGCGCGUUGCCGAAAGUAAUAACACUCUUCAUGAAUUCGAUCACGAACCACCAUUUCAUGAAGAUGUUCAGCAAGCUAUAAAGCCAAUUUUCGAAGAUUUGUCAUCACGAGAAUUGUUAGAAAGAUAUUUGGGUGGUGAAACACAAAAUAAUCAUAAGAGUUAUAACUCUACAGUCUGGGUAUUCGCGCCUAAGCAUCUUCAUUACGGAGCAAAAAUAAUUGAAAUCGCAACUUAUUUAGCAGUCGGAAUUUUUAAUGAAGGCUUUUAUGCUGGUCUUAAAAUUAUGACAACGAUAGGAAUUGUUAUAGGAAGAAACGCCAAAAUAUUUUGUAACACGCGAGAUCAAUACCGCCUUGAAAGAUCAACGCGACAGAGUCUCGAGGCUACGAAAGAAGCUCGAAUAAAACGAAGGAACGACCAGAUGGCUCUAAAUAACUUCUACGAAAAUGAGGAAGGACUAUAUAGCCCUGGGAUAGCAAAAUAGCAAAAAUAAGAUAUUACCUGGAAGAUUAAUAUCGUGCACACAUCAGUGGACGACGAACUUUGCGGAGCAAAGG
Molecule: messenger RNA, 758 nt
Organism: Trachymyrmex cornetzi
Lineage: Eukaryota; Metazoa; Arthropoda; Insecta; Hymenoptera; Formicidae
Exons: 2
Coding region: 164-685 (173 amino acids)
Source: RefSeq, a predicted model, not a curated record